Molecule: messenger RNA, 520 nt
Organism: Pteronotus mesoamericanus
Lineage: Eukaryota; Metazoa; Chordata; Mammalia; Chiroptera; Mormoopidae
Exons: 3
Coding region: 1-390 (129 amino acids)
Source: RefSeq, a predicted model, not a curated record
AUGCAGAAUUCCUCGCUAUUCGCCCGCCUCGGCCACCUCCCCCCGCGCCCCGCAACAGAAACUCCCCCAUCCCCGCCCUUUCCCCACCCUGCCCCCACCCAGACAGAAGUCUCCCCGGUAGUCCCCAAAGCCCAGACUGCUCGCGCUUCCACGCAAGUGAAUCUCAGGAACCCGGCGGACGCGGAGAGGCCCUUCCUGGCACAGCCUCUACCCAUCACGGCCGGCAGGCUCCGGGGACUCCCUGCCCCCGGAAACCCCGGAGAAACUAGGCCGGGAAUGCCAGCUCCGGCCACUCUCCGCCAGCUCGGGGACCCCCUGCAGGGGAAGCCAACUACCUUGUCAUCCGACAACCCUAUAAGUGAAUUCGGAAUUGGACCCUGGCCAAGUUGAGCCUUUCGAUGACUAAACCAACACCUCAACUGUGACCUCCUGACAAACUUUGACCCAGAAUCACCCAGCAAAGCUGCUCCUGGAUUCUUUAUUCACAGAAGCUAUGAGAUAAUAAAUUUUUCUUGUUUCC